CUCCUAAGCUCCCGAUUUUACGAUCAGAGCAAGUGUCCAGCUUCAUCGAAGUGUGUUUGCCCUUCCGUCGUUUCCUCAUUACGCCAUGGCGAAGACGAGCAGGUCGCAAGCUAUGUCGACGCAGCUGAUUCUCGUCGCAGCUCUUCUAAGCUGCUGCGCUUGUAUCGUCAACACGGAGGCGAGGGUGCUUCUCACGUCUUCAGGCCUGGGAAGCUUGAUCCCGAGUUUGACUCUCUGCCCUCCUCCUCCCUCCACUGAUCCACCGGCUACUCCCUACACUCCAUCGUAUUCUCCCCCAGUUGCUUCCGAUCCUUCCCCUGUGACUCCCACUCCAGUCUACAGUUCUCCUCCUUACUCUCCUGGUACUCCCUCCGGUGGGUCUCCUGUGACCCCUUCUCCAUCCUACUCUAGUCCUCCAUACAGCCCGACUCCUUCCAGUUCAUCUCCUACGACUCCCUCAUCUCCUACUUAUUCCAGUCCUCCAUAUAGCCCAGCUCCUUCUAGUCCAUCUCCUACUGCUCCUUCAGGUCCUUCUCCGUCAUCUCCUACAUAUUCUAGCCCUCCUUACAGCCCAACUCCUUCUGGUUCUUCUCCGUCAUCUCCUACCUAUUCCAGCCCUCCUUACAGUCCAACUCCCUCCAGCUCAUCUCCUACAACUCCCUCGUCUCCAUCUUACUCGAGUCCCCCAUACAGCCCAACUCCUUCCGACCCAUCUCCUUCUACUCCAUCGUCUCCUACUUACUCCAGUCCCCCAUACAGUCCGACCCCAUCUGGUCCGUCUCCUCCUACCCCGUCGUCGCCUACUUACUCUAGCCCCCCUUACAGCCCUACCCCGUCUGGUUCAUCUCCUACCACUCCAUCAUCUCCUUCUUACUCUAGCCCCCCAUAUAGCCCAACUCCCUCUGGGGGCUCUCCCUCUGGAGGUUCUCCCUCUGGAAGCCCACCUGCAGGCGGCUACUGAGGUCCGUGAUUGUGAGUAGAUGCCAAUGUCGUAAGAGGUUAUCAACUGUGCGCCUUUUUCAAGAGGAUUCAUAAUAGCUGAGUUGGUAUGAGGCACUGGCAUUCGUCCCUUGGAGAUGUUUUUUUCAUAUUAAAUGGUGCGGGGAGCUGGCGACCUUUGCCAUGAAGGUGCUGCGAGCAUGGAGAUAAAUUAUUCCGGAUUUGUUUGUUCUUGCCAGGGUGUUACGUGCAGUGGCAGUGUGUGUAAGGGUUUUGACCCAGGCAGUGAGGAAUAAGGUGGACGUCUUGAGGGAAGUGGAUAGGCUUGUUGACCCCGUAAUUUUCUCACAGUUCCUGUGGUGCCGGGGUUGAUAGACUGCAGUGUAGUGCAGCGUUGGUUUCCUCCUGCCUUCUCUCCAAUUACGGAGGCGUGUAACCUCAUGAUAUUUCGCAAUUUAUAAUGAAGCUGCAACAUAUGAUUCAUUGUA
Physcomitrium patens is the source of this 1427-nucleotide messenger RNA. RefSeq lists its product as uncharacterized. The record is from RefSeq and is a predicted model, not a curated record. NCBI's taxonomy places the organism in Eukaryota, Viridiplantae, Streptophyta, Bryopsida, Funariales, Funariaceae.